AUGUCGAAGUAUUCGCACAGGAAUACUCACAAACCCUUCCCUGCUGGAGGAAUAGACCAGCAGAGAACGAAUACAUUCGGGGUGACCUCCGCUAUAUCUUACGAUGGUCCAACAUUCGCGGAUACCGAGAAAAGCAGGCAACUGCAAGAAUUCCUCGGCUCGUUUGGGGUGUUUGAGACGGAACAAGAGACCCAGCACCGGUGCUCGGUGCUCAGCGCCCUGCACAACCUCGUUCUGAAGUGGAUCAGGGAGGAGUCUCUUAGACAGAACAUGCCUCCUGCUGUAGCCAGUUCUGUGGGAGGAAAGGUGCUUUGCUUUGGCUCAUACAGGCUAGGGGUUCACAACCGCGGCGCUGACAUCGACGCGCUGUGCGUUGCGCCGCGUCAUAUUCAGAGGAGAAGUUUUUUCUCUGCAUUUUAUAAACUCUUGCAGUCACAUCCGGAGGUUAAAGAUUUGAGGGCGGUGGAGGCUGCUUAUGUACCGUGCAUCAAAAUGUCGUUUCACGGCAUUGAGAUGGACGUAUUGUUCGCUAGGCUGCCAUUACCGAAAAUCCCAGAUUCCUUGGACCUCGAUGGUGAUGUAUUGCUGCAACAUAUGUACCCGAAGUGUGUGCGCUCGCUGAACGGCUGCAGAGUGACGGACGAGAUCCUGCGCCUCGUGCCUAAUGUGGACACCUUCAGGGUCACACUGCGCGCCAUCAAACUAUGGGCUAAACGUCACGGCAUAUACUCAAACGCACUCGGCUACCUGGGCGGCGUGUCAUGGGCCAUGUUGGUAGCCAGGACCUGUCAGUUGUACCCCAACGCACUGCCUGCGACAUUGGUGCACAAGUUCUUCCUGGUGUUCAGCCAGUGGAAGUGGCCACAACCAGUUUUGCUGAAACGACCUGAUUGUAUCGACCUUGGGUUCCCCGUGUGGGAUCCUAGAGUAAACGAGGGGGAUCGCGAUCACGUGAUGCCCAUCAUCACUCCUGCCUACCCACAACAAAAUUCUACAUUCAACGUGUCCGCUGCCACCAGGUCGGUCAUGGUAGAAGAAUUAAAGAUUGGUCUGGCCACCACUGAAGAGAUCAUGAAGGGCAGGUGUGGGUGGCAGCGCUUGUUCGAGAUGCCCGCGUUUUUUAAUACAUUUAAUCAUUUCGCGGUGGUGCUGGCCUCCUCCGCCAGCCAGGACGACCAGCUGAAGUGGUGCGGGCUCGUUGAGAGCAGGAUUCGACAUCUAGUCGAAUCACUUCAAAAGGACGAACCAGUGGCAUUAGCGCGGGUGCACCCAAAGUGCUACAAUUGUGCACCCGUUAGUGCAACCACUGGGCAGGCCCCAGCCAACUGCUGCUCGAUGUGGUUCAUCGGGUUGGAGUUUGCGAAGACCUCUGUCAACUUAGAUAUGACGUGUCACAUACAGACGUUCACGGAGAACGUCAACAAUAUCGGGAGGAAAACCAACAUGCUUCAGGACGGCAUGGCUAUACAGGUCCGGUAUGUGCGUCGAGAGGAGUUGAACCUGUACCUGCCCGACUCCCUGCUGCGCCGCGAGCUCACCUCCCCCGACGCAAAGCUACAUCAAAGCUUUGCGCCCCAGGCCGCGCCCCUGGUAGAGCCCCCGGCCGCGCCACUCAACGCCACCAAGCGGCCCGCCGAGGGCGGCGACCACACCGACGUGCCGCUGUGGUCGGGUCCAGAGUUCAUCCGUUCCGUCAUGGUAGAAGAACUUAAGAUUGAAUUACUUCAACAGGACGAACCAGUGGCAUUAGCGCGGGUGCACCCAAAGUGA
Spodoptera litura is the source of this 1770-nucleotide messenger RNA. Its product is annotated as poly(A) polymerase alpha-A-like. Gene Ontology annotation, cellular component: nucleus. Lineage: Eukaryota; Metazoa; Arthropoda; Insecta; Lepidoptera; Noctuidae. The record is from RefSeq and is a predicted model, not a curated record. Gene Ontology annotation, biological process: RNA 3'-end processing. Gene Ontology annotation, molecular function: poly(A) RNA polymerase activity; RNA binding.